GUGGACUUUUCAUGAGGAACACUGUUCAGGAGCACAGUGCAUUUCGAUUUGCUGUGCAGUUAUACAACACAAACCAAAAUACCACAGAAAAGCCCUUCCAUUUGAACUAUCAUGUAGAUCACUUGGACUCUUCAAACAGUUUUUCAGUGACAAAUGCUU
Messenger RNA from Tauraco erythrolophus (red-crested turaco), 159 nucleotides. The record is from RefSeq and is a predicted model, not a curated record. NCBI's taxonomy places the organism in Eukaryota, Metazoa, Chordata, Aves, Musophagiformes, Musophagidae.